Aspergillus steynii IBT 23096 is the source of this 1627-nucleotide messenger RNA. Its product is annotated as isocitrate lyase/PEP mutase family protein. The record is from RefSeq and is a predicted model, not a curated record. NCBI's taxonomy places the organism in Eukaryota, Fungi, Ascomycota, Eurotiomycetes, Eurotiales, Aspergillaceae. Gene Ontology annotation, molecular function: catalytic activity. Bases 87 to 1130 code for a protein of 347 amino acids. The transcript is spliced from 3 exons.
GAGAGCUCUAGCUAUUGACCAACGACCGAUUCACCGGAAUCAAACAAACUACGAACAUACAAACAUCAUCCACUCAAUCCCACAAUAUGUCCAAGUCAACCAUCAACCAAAACCCCUACCCGUGGACCUUCCAAGCCAACCAGCCCACCACGGGCAUAAACACAGGAACAUCGCAAGACCUCGCGAUGACGAUUCCCCAAGUCCGGGGCUCCAUUCCAUCAUUCCAGGCAUCGCGGCUACGGUCCAUGAUGCAAGAGGCACAUGCGGACCCGGCGAAGAUUGUGGCCCACGUUUGCAGCUACGAUGCACUGAGCUCGCGACUCUGUCAGGAAGCUGGGUUUCCUAUGGUCUUUCUAUCGGGAUACGCUAUGUCUUCGGCGUUCGGGCUGCCGGAUACCGGGUACAUUGCGUUCCAGGAGGUGGCCGCGAAGAUCCAAGAGGUUGUGCGCGAGACGUCGGUGCCGGUCAUGGUAGAUGGGGAUACGGGGUAUGGGAGUCCGAUGAAUGUGCGGAGGACGGUUCAGGGGUUUGCCCUAGCUGGAGCCGCAGGAGUGAUGAUCGAGGACCAAACCUGGCCGAAGCGCUGCGGGCACACCAAGGGCAAAAACGUCGUUUCUCGCGACGAAGCCUACGCCCGCUGGCAAGCCGCCGUGGACGCCCGCAACGAAGGGACAGAUAUCUGGAUCCUUGCCCGCACUGAUAGCUACAUGCACGGCUACGAGGAGGCGCUCACUCGCGCCCGCAAGGCCAUUGAGAUCGGCGUCGACGCGGUCUUCGUCGAGGCCCUGCCCGACCGGGCCGCCAUGGCGCAGAUGCGUUCCGAUCUGGACUUCCCCAUGCUUGCGAAUAUCAUCGAGGGCGGGAAAACCGAGAACCUCUCCGCCAAGGAACUGGGAGAGCUGGGGUUUGCGGCCGUUGCGUACCCCUGGACGUUGGUGGCGGCGAAGCUGAAGAGCAUCCGGGAGGCUUUGGAGGGGGUGAAGGGAUCUUUGUUGACGGGGAAGCCGCCAAUGAUCCUGCCCUAUGAUGAAGUCUGCGAGGGUGUGGGAUUUAACAGGUAUUAUGAGUUGGAGGAGAGGUAUCAGUACGAAGGGUCUGUGACAGGGACGAAGGGAUAUCAGUUUGAGUAAACUGUCCGCACGAGGGGAGCCUAAGCAUCUGCAUGGAAUCUUGGGUGAUGAUAGAAAUAUCUCAUGCUUAACGUUGCCUUCCAUCUCAUGCUUAACGUUGCCUUCCGAAUCGUGUUUGAAUGACCUGGAACUGUCAUUCUCUCUGGAAAAAGCCGCUUGAAAGACAUUCGCGUUCGGUGCUUUGCAGGCUCUGGCUCAGACUCUAUCCUGUGAUGGGAGGUCCUUCGCUUUAGCCAUCUGCCAAGAGUCUCUGAGGAACAAAACGUAUCCGGGUGAUCAGGGCCCAGAUGUUUGAUCCGAAGGUUGACGCAUUUUACCAUCAACCUCAGCGCGUUGUCAACUUUCCCUAGAGAAUCCCAGGUACAGGCAACUUGGUACAUGCUAGUCAAAGUGCUGGGAUGCUCUGGCCCAAGAACCUGCUCGCAGGUCUUCAUCACCCGUAAUUGCAACUCUUCUGCUUUCUUCUGUCGUCCCUGAUUCACAUAUGUUGAUGCUAG